Molecule: messenger RNA, 984 nt
Organism: Theileria annulata
Lineage: Eukaryota; Apicomplexa; Aconoidasida; Piroplasmida; Theileriidae
Exons: 2
Coding region: 1-984 (327 amino acids)
Biological process (GO): regulation of mRNA splicing, via spliceosome
Cellular component (GO): nucleus
Molecular function (GO): mRNA binding; zinc ion binding
Source: RefSeq, a predicted model, not a curated record
AUGUCAACAACUGUAAAAAGUGAGAAGCGCAAAUUUACUCGUUGGGGAAGAAUUGAUGAUGGGAAAUCGUUGAUUAUUCACAAUUCCACAAAAUCAUUCUUAAAUGAGUUGAAAAUGCUAUCCAACAGGGCAUAUAACGUUUCUGACGAGGAACUCGGCUGUCGUUGGGGCGCAGAGGAGGAUAAACCCUUUUUACCACCUCCCUAUGUUGACCUUCCACCAGGACUAACCCCUGCUCAAAUUGACCAGUUCCUUAGGGAGCAACGCCACGACGAACUUGCUCGCAAGAUUACUUCGGGAGAGCUCGAGUUCGUAGACGCUGAAAUUCGACCACCUUCCCCUCCACCAGUCUACGACAAGAACGGCAGUAGAGUUAACACGCGUGACGUUAGGGUAAAGAACUCAAUGAACGAGGAGUACAAUAGACUGGUUGAGUUUCUGCUGAAGAAUUUACCUGGAUUUGUCGCCUCAGCCGACUACAAACCACUCAAAAAAGUCAGGAAAAUCAUCAUACCACUAGACAAAUAUCCAGAGUACAACUUUAUGGGUUUGGUGAUUGGUCCCCGAGGCUGUAAUCACAAACGCUUGGAGGCAGAGAGUGGCGCCCAGAUAAGCCUGAGGGGUCGUGGAACAGUGAAGGACGGGAAGAACAGAGACCACCAGACUGAUGAGGACGCUGCAAUGCCCAUGCACGUUCACAUCACCGCAGACCGCGAGGAGUGUGUACAAAAGGCUGUUGAACUUAUUGAGCCGCUCCUAGACCCUUUCCACCCCAAACACGAGGAGUUUAAGCGACUUGGCCUUGAACAAUUAGCCCUGGUUAACGGCGUUGCACUUGGCAUUGUUGAUAUCGCAAGGUGCAGUAUCUGUGGCGCUUCAGGCCACAGAGCCCAUGAAUGCCAAGAUAUGCCUGCGCCUUCUGUUCCAAGAGUUGAAAUUGUACCUUCACUACUUCAUACAGGAUAUUAUUUACUACUCAGUUAA